Entamoeba dispar SAW760 is the source of this 552-nucleotide messenger RNA. RefSeq lists its product as uncharacterized. Lineage: Eukaryota; Evosea; Mastigamoebida; Endamoebidae. The coding region runs from base 1 to 552 and encodes 183 amino acids. The transcript is spliced from 2 exons. The record is from RefSeq and is a predicted model, not a curated record.
AUGAAACCAAAAUUAAUCUAUAAUAUCCUUCAGACAAAAAUCUUUUAUAAAAUAAUCCUUGUACCUUUCCUUUUUAUUUUUAUUCUUCUUAUGUUUUCUUUUUUAUUUCUUCUUUAUCUUUCUCUUUAUUUAUCCUUCUUUUCAUACUCUCUACUUUUAUUACCUCUUAUUUUUAUAUUCUUUUCUUCUUUAUCUUUUAUUAUUAUUUACCUCCUUUAUCAUUUAGUAUUUCCUCUUUCUUUUUCUUUUUUUAUUAUUUCUUCUUCUUCUUAUUUUACUUUUUAUUCCCUUUUAUCUUUUCUCUUUUUAUUUCUUUCUUAUUUUAUCUUUUCUUAUUAUUCUUUCUUCUAUUUCUUUAUUUUCUUAUUUUCGAUUUCUUUACUUAUUCAAUUAUAUGAAAUAUUCUUUGUGAAUAUGAAUGGAAACUGGUUGAAAUUGUAUAAACAAUCUUCUAUGACAAUUAUUAAAUUUAAAUUUAUUGUUUUAUAUAAUUUCCAUCAAAAAUAUCAUUGUUCCUUCUUUAUUAUUAUUUUAUUUAUUGUUCAAAUUUAA